Molecule: messenger RNA, 2248 nt
Organism: Aspergillus neoniger CBS 115656
Lineage: Eukaryota; Fungi; Ascomycota; Eurotiomycetes; Eurotiales; Aspergillaceae
Product: putative serine/threonine protein kinase (Nrc-2)
Exons: 5
Coding region: 117-2039 (640 amino acids)
Biological process (GO): protein phosphorylation
Cellular component (GO): cytoplasm; plasma membrane; nucleus
Molecular function (GO): protein serine/threonine kinase activity; ATP binding
Source: RefSeq, a predicted model, not a curated record
CCCUUCCCUCCCGUCGCAAUUAUUAUCUCUCAUCGCCUACUUGCCCCGUUCGUUAUCACCAAACUCAACUUGAGUACCUGGCCACGUUCCUGGAUUCAAUCCAGGCAGUCACCGGCAUGACACAACUUUUCGCCUCCAGUCCGUCCUCCGUGACGAACGAGAAACGCGGGAACUUUCCCAGUCUCUCCCUGGCCUCCAAGAAGCAUUCCAACGAUUCGAGCCACUUCCCCACGAGGAUCAAGAAUUUCUUUCGCAUCAACAGUUCCAGCAGCAAUUCUUCCCAUGCCAGCCACCACAACAAUGACCCGCGUGAUCGCGAUGGCAAUACCUCCCCACCCGCAAAGUCUGAUGCCAAAUCCGGCUUUAGACAAUCCCGGUUCCUUCCCACUAUCGGCCGAAAUCGCUCAACCACCGUUGCCAGUGAAGGCAAUCCGCUAGACGAAGGCGUCUCCCCGACCGCAACGGCCAAUCCAUACUUUGUCCAUCAGGGCCAGCCUUCGUUGCAGCAUCGGAACGAUGGCUCGGUGCCGUCGUCCCCUCCAGAUACCCCCGAAUUGCAGGUGGACGGUGUCUCUGCUGCCGAGCAAGCGACUACAGCCAACAAGGUUGAGUUGGCUCGUAAGCUGCGCCGUGUUGCUUCGGCUCCGAAUGCGCAGGGUCUGUUUGCCCGUGGCGAGUCUGACGAACGUCCUCAGACGGCUGAGACUGGAAAGGAACUUCUGGAGCCGUCUGGGGUGGAUGAUCCACAAGUCACUACGGUGGAGGUGGCGUCCGACAAAGAUGUGAAUCUUGCCGUGCCGAAACUUGGCCCCCACAGUAAGAUUCCUACUCCCGGCCAGAUUCGGGAUUCGGUUGCUUUCCGCAGGACGUAUAGUUCCAACUCGAUCAAGGUGCGCAAUGUGGAGGUAGGACCGGGGAGCUUUGAUAAGAUCAAGUUGAUCGGUAAGGGUGAUGUUGGCAAGGUGUAUCUUGUCCGGGAGAAGAAGUCGAGUCGGCUCUAUGCUAUGAAGGUACUGAGCAAGAAGGAGAUGAUCAAGCGGAACAAGAUUAAGCGGGCAUUGGCCGAGCAGGAAAUUCUUGCUACCAGCAAUCAUCCAUUCAUCGUUACACUUUACCACUCUUUCCAGUCCGAGGAUUAUCUCUACCUGUGCAUGGAAUACUGCAGUGGUGGCGAGUUCUUCAGAGCUCUUCAAACCCGUCCAGGAAAGUGCAUCUCCGAAGAUGCUGCGCGAUUCUAUGCCGCAGAAGUUACUGCUGCGCUGGAGUACCUCCAUCUCAUGGGUUUCAUCUACCGUGAUCUGAAGCCCGAAAACAUUCUCCUCCACCAGUCUGGCCACAUCAUGCUAUCUGACUUUGAUCUGUCGAAGCAGUCCGGACCGGGCGGUGCGCCUACAAUGAUCCCGGCGCGGAGUGGCAACUCCACGACGUCUCUACCGACGAUUGAUACCAAGUCAUGCAUUGCUGACUUCAGGACCAACUCGUUUGUCGGUACGGAAGAAUACAUUGCACCCGAAGUCAUCAAGGGUUGCGGACACACUAGCGCAGUCGAUUGGUGGACGCUUGGUAUCUUGAUCUACGAGAUGCUGUACGGCACGACACCAUUCAAGGGCAAGAACAGGAAUGCUACGUUCGGCAACAUCUUGCGGGAUGAAGUGCAAUUCCCCGAGCAUGCAGCGGCCCAGCCAACCUCCAACCUCUGCAAAUCAUUAAUUCGUAAACUGCUCAUCAAGGACGAGACCAAGCGCCUUGGAGCUCGAGCCGGCGCUUCGGACGUCAAGACCCAUCCCUUCUUCCGGCAGACGCAGUGGGCGCUUAUCCGGCAUAUGAAGCCGCCAAUGAUCCCUCACCAGAGCCGUGGUACGGAUACCCUCAACUUCCGCAAUGUCAAGGAGAGCGCGAGUGUCGAUAUUGGUGGACCCAGCACGACCAAGAUGAAGGGUGUACCGAUGGAUUCGGGACUUGCGACGCCAAAUGGCGAGAUAGCCGAUCCGUUUGAGGAGUUCAACAGCGUCACCCUUCACCAUGACGGGGACAUGUGAAUGGCCCGUUGUGCACCACCAUGUUUUCUGCCUGCCCAAGCAUAUGCUUUGCUAGAGGCUUAUUUUACGACUAUGAUGCAUGAAAGAUCUCUACACGGAGUUCACCAUCUUACAGCUUUUACCUGGAGUAUCGGAAGUUUGACGCUGGGAGUUUGCUUUUCUUUUUCUUAUACACAGGGUGGUUAUCGAUAUAUGCUGAUAUCCAAUGA